Argiope bruennichi is the source of this 2479-nucleotide messenger RNA. RefSeq names its product death-associated inhibitor of apoptosis 1-like. The record is from RefSeq and is a predicted model, not a curated record. Gene Ontology annotation, biological process: negative regulation of apoptotic process; positive regulation of protein ubiquitination; regulation of cell cycle. Gene Ontology annotation, cellular component: extracellular region; cytoplasm; spindle microtubule. The transcript is spliced from 8 exons. Gene Ontology annotation, molecular function: chitin binding; cysteine-type endopeptidase inhibitor activity involved in apoptotic process; ubiquitin protein ligase activity. The coding region runs from base 313 to 1761 and encodes 482 amino acids. Lineage: Eukaryota; Metazoa; Arthropoda; Arachnida; Araneae; Araneidae.
GAAACUGAUAACUGAAACUAAUAUCUAUAUAAGGAUUUGGGUGAUAAGGCAUUGAACCAAAGAACCAACCAAAGGGUUUUAAAAAGCAAGAUUUUUUUUAUAAUCCAUGGAAUAUUUUCGCUAAAGAUUUCAAAGGGCUUUCGACCUAAGUCGACCCCUUGAAUCAUGAGCGCAUCUUCGAAAGGCCUUUCUAUGUGAAUUUCGUGUAUUCCUUCCCAGUUUCUGAUUGUUUAUUGCUUUCCUUGUCUUCCUUUGCUUGUUCUUGUAGCGCCUUCUUUCUGAAUCUAAAAAAUCUUGAGGUAAAUUUUCAAAAUGGCUCCGUGUAAUCACAAAAGAAAUGAGGAAGUCAGCUGUGACAGUUGCUAUGAUGAUGUUAAAAUUAUAAAGAAAAUAUUGCCGACGAAUUAUAAAGAAGUGAGCUGUAAUAAUUGCCAUGAUGUUAUAAAAAAAAUAAAGGAAAAGUUACGAACGAAGUAUAAUGUAGAAUUCACCAAUAACAAAAUGGCUACCCAUGUCGCCCCCCUCAAUCUGUUUAAUCUCAACACAGACAUGGCUGUACUGAAAGACAUUCCUGAUCAGUUGAAUGAGAAUAGAAUUGAGGAAAUUCACAAAAAAACACAAGAUGAAAUAGACAAACCAAGUUCCUACUAUUCAAAGAGAGCUAUUUCUGAUGAAAAUGCAAGAAAUCAAGAACUUUUUGAUGUUAUGAAAUAUGAAGUUAAUCGACUGAACUCUUUUACAGGAAAAUGGCCAUUAUGUUUUAUAAAACCGAAAGACUUGGCGCAUAAUGGAUUCUUCUAUUUACAGUCAGAAGACAAGGUGCAGUGUGCAUUUUGUAAUGUAAUAAUUGAUGAUUGGAAUGUUGGUGAUAAACCUGUGAAAAAACACAUGAUGAAGAAUCCCAAGUGUGAAUUUUUGAUGACUGCAGAUGCUGGGAAUGUACCAUUUUCUAAACCUAAACCAGUUGCCAAAAAUGUAAGUAAGUGCAUACCAAGUGAUAAAGCUAGGAACUCUCUGCCGCACAAGCCAAGAUAUCCACGAAUGUCGGAUCUAAAGAAUAGACUCUUAUCAUUCAGAGACUGGCCUCUUCUUAUGCUCAGUUCUCGACAGCUUGCAGAAUGUGGGCUGUUUUACACAGGUGUGGGAGAUGCUGUUACAUGCUUUUAUUGUGGAGGUUCUCUUGGCAAUUGGGAACUAAAUGAUGAUCCAUGGGUUGAACAUGAAAAAUUCUAUCCAGAUUGUGGAUUUUUAAGUCUAGUCAAAACUUGUAGCAAACCAGCCCCAAGUUUUAUACCAGCGAAUCAUGUUUUUGUUAAAUCAAAUAGUGCAUCUGUAAGACCAUCUGUUGUUUUGGAAAACUCUGUACCAAAUGAAGUUAUUCGACAAGCGUCUGAAAUUUUCCCUGAAUUUUUGGUGCAAGAAGUUGCAAUUCAGCAUUUCCGAAAAACUAACAAACACUUUACUUCUUUACAUGACUUAUGCGAGGCCAUUCUACAAUAUAAAGAACAGGAACAAUCUGCACUGUCUCCUUUGAAUGACUCAAAGAAAGCAGUUUCAGGAGAUGUAACAAGUAAUAAAGCUCCCGCUGAAAAUCCGAAUAACAUUAAAUUAAUCUGCAAAAUAUGUUUGGAUGAAGAGAUCAACACAGUUUUUGAACCAUGCCAUCACCAAGUUGCUUGCGACAAAUGCGCUCAGAAGGUUACUAAAUGCCCGUUGUGCCGCAGCAUUAUAACGAACAGAAUUAAGGUAUUCUGGGGUUGAUCCUGAAUGAAACAAAUCAUCAGAAACUGGCUGUGAUAUCUUAACUGGGAAGGAAUGAACCUACUCAGUUUCUUUUUAAAUUUUCUAACAUAAAAUAUUUUGUGCAUAUAAAGAAAAAAAAAAUCUAGUUCAUGGGAGGCUUAUGAUAUAGUAAAAAUUAAAAACCUUUGAUAAUAUUUGACAGUUAACAAUGAUUCAGGUGUAUAAGUUGUGAAAUUUUCAAUUUUUAGAAUACAUACUUGGAAAUUUUGUGGGAUAAAAAUAAUUUUUUUAAAAAUGGAAUUAAACUUUUUUGCUGAAAUUCAGGCCUUUUUAGUGCUUUUUUUGAAUUGUGAAGAAUAAGGUUUAAAAACUGCUAAAUUUACCUUGUGCAAAUUUUGUGAAAGUCUUUCUCCUCUGACCUACAACUUUGAUAAUAGUUGUGCCAUAAAGCUCAAGUUUGAGUUGUAUUGCAAAGCUAUAGAUGUUUUUGAAAAUAAUUCUGUUAAGGGAAGAGGAGAAAGACCAAAAUUAUCUAAAGGUAAAUUAAGCAUUUCUUUAUAAAAUUUUAUUUUAACUUUCUAAUAACAUGUAGUUAGCAAUGCAUAUUUCUAAAUAAGUAUUAACUUUUACAGCCUUCCAUGAUAAUGAGUAUUUUACAGCUAAAUCUUUAACAAAACAAUUUGAUAUUUAUAUAUAGCAUAGAUGUUAUAUAGGAUGCAUGUCUUGGUCGUUAUUU